GUUGGGAGCGUGCAGUAGGUUCAUGUCGCCAUGGCAAGCCGUAAAACUUCACAUCCGAACCGGGAUAAUGAGGACAAAUAUUCCGUAUUAUUACCUACCUACAACGAGAGGGAAAAUCUACCAUUAAUAGUGUGGCUUUUGGUCAAAUAUUUCGGUGAAAGUGGAUAUAACUAUGAGAUAAUUGUCAUUGACGACGGAAGCCCAGAUGGCACACUGGAGAUUGCUGAGCAGCUGCAGAAAAUUUAUGGAGAGGACAAGAUUUUGCUGCGUCCAAGGGAAAAAAAAUUAGGUCUCGGAACAGCCUACAUCCACGGCAUCAAGCAUGCAACAGGGAACUUCAUCUUUAUAAUGGAUGCUGAUCUUUCUCAUCAUCCCAAGUUUAUUCCUGAAUUUAUUGAAAAGCAGAAAGAAGGUAAUUACGACCUGGUGUCUGGUACUCGGUAUCAAGGGAAUGGAGGUGUAUACGGCUGGGACUUGCGCAGGAAACUCAUCAGUCGGGGCGCCAAUUUUUUGACUCAAGUGUUGUUGAGACCCGGUGCUUCAGACCUCACAGGCAGCUUCAGGCUGUACAAGAAGAAGGUGCUGGAGAGUUUGGUUGAGCGAUGCGUGUCCAAAGGGUACGUCUUUCAGAUGGAGAUGAUCGUCCGAGCCAGACAGCUGAACUACACAAUCGGAGAAGUGCCCAUUUCUUUUGUGGAUCGAGUUUAUGGAGAGUCUAAACUGGGAGGGAACGAGAUUGUGUCGUUUGUGAAAGGACUACUCACACUGUUUGCAACAACAUGAUCAGUCAAAAAAAGCAUUUCUCUGACUCUAAAAGUUGCUGGUUUAAUACACUAGUUAUAUCACUUCGCUUACAGCCAGACAGUGACAUGCCAGCAAAUAAAUAAGGAGGUAUCUCCCCUUGUUAGCAGUGAAUAAAAAAUGUUUUUCUGUCAGUAGCCACCUGAAAUACUGAAGGAUCAUAGUGUUUUACAUUCCCAUCAUUCCUCUUUAACAUAUUUUAUAAAAAAUAAAAACUGUCUCAUCCAACUGAAAACAGCUGACUGAUGAGCAUUAACACAGUUAAAUAGGUUUAUAUACACAUGUUACUGCAAGACCUGUGAUUGUUUGUAUAAAAUUAAACAGUUUUUUCUGA
Messenger RNA from Sphaeramia orbicularis (orbiculate cardinalfish), 1135 nucleotides. RefSeq names its product dolichyl-phosphate mannosyltransferase subunit 1, catalytic (gene dpm1). Gene Ontology annotation, biological process: dolichol-linked oligosaccharide biosynthetic process; protein O-linked glycosylation via mannose; GPI anchor biosynthetic process. The transcript has 9 exons. Lineage: Eukaryota; Metazoa; Chordata; Actinopteri; Kurtiformes; Apogonidae. Gene Ontology annotation, cellular component: endoplasmic reticulum membrane. The coding region runs from base 31 to 783 and encodes 250 amino acids. Gene Ontology annotation, molecular function: dolichyl-phosphate beta-D-mannosyltransferase activity. The record is from RefSeq and is a predicted model, not a curated record.